This is a messenger RNA of Staurois parvus, 366 nucleotides long. The record is from the annotation of a GenBank genome assembly. Lineage: Eukaryota; Metazoa; Chordata; Amphibia; Anura; Ranidae.
CAUAAGGUAGAAUCAUUCUCUCUGUUUAUCCUGUUUACCCGUAUCACUGAGAAUGAAAGAGAAAAAAAAAAUUCCAAGUUUUGGGUUGUGACCAGUAAGAAAGGGGACAUGUUCCAGUGGGAACACUGGUUCUGGUGACAACCAGGUAUGUGGUUUGCAUGCCCUCUGAUUCAGGGGCGGACUGACAACUCAUGGGGCCUUCGGGCAAUAGGGGAUCAUGGGGCCCCCGUGUCCUCGCCCACACUCAAAUCACACCCAAAAAAGCCUAUGAAAGGUACCAGGGACAUCUCAUGGGGCCCACUACUGACCCCGGGCCCUCGGGCAGUGCCCGAGUUCCCCAAUGGUCAGUCCGCCCCUGCUCUGAUU